Messenger RNA from Bombina bombina (fire-bellied toad), 2086 nucleotides. RefSeq names its product AKT serine/threonine kinase 3 (gene AKT3). NCBI's taxonomy places the organism in Eukaryota, Metazoa, Chordata, Amphibia, Anura, Bombinatoridae. The transcript is spliced from 14 exons. Gene Ontology annotation, biological process: protein phosphorylation. Gene Ontology annotation, molecular function: ATP binding; protein serine/threonine kinase activity. The record is from RefSeq and is a predicted model, not a curated record. The coding region runs from base 338 to 1777 and encodes 479 amino acids.
GAUAUGACAAGGGGAAACCCAGUCACCACCUCCCUGUCUCCCCCUCCAUUAUUAUUAUUUUUAUUUUCCAGCCACCUCUUCCUCCUCCUUCCACUGAACAACACUCAACACAGGCACCUUCAUCAUCACCAUCCUCCUCCUCCUCAGCAGCUGACAUUCCUCCUCCUCCUCCAGCUGCUGCUAGUCGUGGUCCCCCCGCCCCCUGCUGCCGCCGCCUCUGCAGGCUGAGUCACCACUAGAAAGUGGGAAGGGCAAUAACAGAAAAAACCCAGAAUCCAAACUGCACAGCUGAGAAGCCUGAAUCCGUUUUUCUAAGUUGGGGCUCAGACGAGCCAUCAUGACUGAUAUAACUAUAGUUAAAGAAGGCUGGGUUCAAAAAAGAGGGGAAUAUAUAAAAAACUGGAGACCAAGAUACUUUCUAUUGAAAACAGACGGAUCAUUCAUAGGAUACAAGGAGAAGCCCCAAGAUGUGGAUUUACCUUACCCUCUAAACAAUUUCUCUGUUGCAAAAUGCCAGCUAAUGAAAACAGAACGACCAAAACCAAAUACCUUUAUCAUCAGAUGUCUUCAGUGGACCACAGUUAUAGAAAGAACAUUUCAUGUAGAUACUCCAGAGGAACGGGAAGAAUGGACAGAGGCAAUUCAAGCGGUAGCAGACAGACUGCAGAAGCUAGAAGAGGAAAGAAUGAGCUGCAGUCCAACCUCUCAGAUAGAUAAUAUUUGUGAAGAAGAAAUGGAUGCAUCUACAACUCACCAUAAAAGAAAGACCAUGAAUGAUUUUGACUACUUAAAACUACUUGGCAAAGGCACUUUUGGCAAAGUUAUAUUAGUUCGAGAGAAAGCAAGCGGAACAUAUUAUGCAAUGAAGAUAUUGAAAAAAGAAGUAAUAAUUGCUAAGGAUGAAGUUGCACACACACUCACAGAAAGCAGGGUAUUAAAAAACACACGACAUCCAUUUUUAACUUCCUUGAAGUACUCAUUCCAGACUAAAGACCGGCUAUGUUUUGUGAUGGAGUAUGUAAAUGGAGGAGAGCUGUUUUUCCAUUUGUCGAGAGAGCGGGUGUUCUCUGAGGACCGCACGCGCUUCUAUGGUGCAGAGAUUGUCUCAGCUCUGGACUAUCUUCAUUCUGGGAAGAUUGUGUACCGUGAUUUGAAGUUAGAAAACUUGAUGUUGGAUAAAGAUGGGCACAUAAAAAUAACAGAUUUUGGUCUCUGCAAAGAAGGAAUCACAGAUGCAGCUACAAUGAAGACCUUCUGUGGAACUCCAGAGUACUUGGCUCCUGAGGUAUUGGAAGAUAAUGAUUAUGGCCGUGCAGUAGAUUGGUGGGGUUUAGGUGUUGUAAUGUAUGAAAUGAUGUGUGGAAGACUACCAUUUUACAAUCAAGAUCAUGAGAAACUUUUUGAAUUAAUAUUAAUGGAAGAUAUCAAAUUCCCCCGAACCCUUUCAGCAGAUGCAAAAUCCUUACUUUCAGGUCUUCUAAUUAAAGAUCCAAAUAAAAGACUUGGUGGUGGUCCAGAGGAUGCUAAAGAAAUAAUGAGACACAGCUUCUUUGUUGGAAUCAACUGGCAAGACGUGUAUGAUAAAAAGCUUGUACCUCCUUUUAAACCUCAAGUAUCAUCAGAAACAGAUACUAGAUAUUUUGAUGAAGAAUUUACAGCUCAAACCAUAACAAUAACGCCACCUGAAAAAUUUGAUGAAGAUGGUAUGGACUGCAUGGAUAAUGAAAGGCGGCCACAUUUCCCUCAGUUCUCAUACUCUGCAAGUGGACGGGAAUAAAUUGUCCUUUGUUGCUUCAUUGUCACCUUGGGUUUAUCACAGGAAAUUAUUCCUCUUCAUUAUCACGAAUACUGGACUUUGUUUAUAUAAAAGGAACACCUCCUUGAAGUCAUUCCAAAAUUAUUAUUUUUUUGUCUUUUACCACUGUUUUUAAGCUUUUUAUUGUUAUUAUAUUUUUUUGCAUGAAUUCUAUGUAUCACAAGUUGCUAACACUUUUUUUUUUCCAAAUACAAUGGCAACUAUAACUAGCAGUUUUCCCAAUUUUGAGGGUAAAUACAUUAAAUGACUUCAAUAUUUUGUUGUUAACAA